Molecule: messenger RNA, 2172 nt
Organism: Neolamprologus brichardi
Lineage: Eukaryota; Metazoa; Chordata; Actinopteri; Cichliformes; Cichlidae
Source: RefSeq, a predicted model, not a curated record
UAGAAGAGAGGGAGACUGGGAGGGACCGUGGGUGAGGUUCACUUGGAUCCAAAACCCAGUGAAGCAACAACUUAUUAGAGAAACAAGGCAGAAAGUUCUGGAGCUACAACUUUUCCUGAAUAAAGCAGAAGGAGAAGAAUUCAGUCACUUAAGGAAUCUGGGAUUGAUUUUAACACAGCAAAACUGUUGUAUGCUCUCACUUUGGAGAACUUUUACUGAGCUCUGUGCUUCAGGAGUGCUCCGGAAAUACAGGAAGUGGUCUCACUAAUACUGGCAAGUUUUUCAGAAACAAAAAGACUAAAGUUUCCCUGCAGCUGCAGAGGCAGUGAAACUUGGGCUGACUACUCUGGCCAGACUUAUUGAGUUUUAGUCAUGUCGGGCAUACUUCCCCUCUUUCUCGUAUCUUUGUGUCUGAUCGUGGGCUCAGUCCAGAGCCAAAGCUCGUCUCAGGAUGCCUUUAUAAUCCAGUACCUGGAGAGGAGACUGGCUCAGAUGGAGGAAGGAAGAGUCCAUACUACAAUCCAGGGCACUGGGGAGUUUGGCAGAGAGUGGGCAGGUGGUAGCGACUGCAGCACGGGUCUGAGUCAAAUCAAGUCUCUCAAGAUUGUGAAGAAGGCAGGAGACACCUAUGGUUGCUGGUUUAAGGACCCCUCGGAAGGAUCAGCCAAGAUUUAUCUGCUCAGUGGAAUUCGUAACAACACCAUGCUGGAGUACGUUUCCCUGCAAAGCUUCACAGAGAGGACUUCAUCUCCAGCAAAGGUGGUGCAGCUGCCUUUCCACUGGCAAGGAUCGGGUCAUGUGGUCUACAAUGGAUUCCUCUACUACCACAAAGCAGAUACAACAAACCAAAUAGUGAAGAUUUAUCUGCUCAGCGGAAUUCGUAACAACACCAUGCUGGAGUACGUUUCCCUGCAAAGCUUCACAGAGAGGACUUCAUCUCCAGCAAAGGUGGUGCAGCUGCCUUUCCACUGGCAAGGAUCGGGUCAUGUGGUCUACAAUGGAUUCCUCUACUACCACAAAGCAGAUACAACAAACCAAAUAGUGAAGAAGCCUUUAAGAACCUUGGCAGUAGAGUCUGUGUGGGACACACAGUGUAGAAGCCAUGACGCUGAAGGAGCUUUCCUAAUAUGUGGCACCCUUUAUGUGGUCUACAACACACGCUAUGGAGGACGUUCCACCAUACAGUGUCUCUAUGACAUCCAUGACACCAUUCACAGCAAUGAGAGUCCUGUGAUGUUCUUCCCGAAACGUUACACCAGCCAUAGCAGCAUCCACUAUCACCCCGGAGACAAGCAGCUGUAUGCCUGGGAUGAUGGCUACCAGACGAUAUACAAAGUGGAGACACGCAAGAAUGACCAAGUCAUUGCAGACUAAUAUUACAACAGUGUUAAUAUACUGAUGUUUGUUGAGGACAUAGUUGCUUCGCAUUGUAAUGUACUGGGUACCCCUUAAGUGUAAUUAUUCAACAUUCCCAAGAAAAAUUGCUCUACUGGUGUUGUCGCUGAUGAAAGAUGUGGUAACCAAAGAAAUGUUUUAAAAUGUUUUAAAAAGUUUAAUUUUAAUGUGUAGUUCAAGGAAAUAUGUAAUUUAACCUAAAACAGGAUUGUUUACCACAAUAUAAGAUUUACACUUUAUGAUUUUUGUGAUCAAAAAACCUCACCGUAACGAUGUUAUCACUAUAUUUAGAGAAAAGUUUUAUGAGGCAAAAAAGCAGAAAUUCCAAUAGAAAGUUUGCAUUUAAACUCAAAACUGCCAUUAACUGUGCCAACGUAUAUAAUGCAUGCUGUUUUUAUGUGAAUUUCUGACACUAUACUGAUAUGCUGAUAUGAACUAGGCACCCCAGUGUUAAAAUAUGACAAGAAGCAAUUCCAGAACAAGUUUUAGUGCGUGAUGAGUCGGGUGUGAGAAUGUGUUGGUUAAUUCUGCAUCCUGUAUUAAAAUCUCUAUUAUCCCUUGAAAAUCAUGCAAAAAAAAGAAAAAAAAAGCACGUCUAGGAAAGCUAAUCAUAGGGUAUUUUAUAAUCUGCUGUUGUUUAGUGCUCCUUUGCUGGCAAUGGAUGCUGCCUUUAUCACUGUGAAGGGUUAUAGACAUGAAUUCCAUGUCUAACUGAAGCCUUUUUAAGCAUUGUACUUUAUACUUUGUAGCAACACAAUAAAGAGCAUUUAAAUGUAA